Oppiella nova is the source of this 496-nucleotide messenger RNA. NCBI's taxonomy places the organism in Eukaryota, Metazoa, Arthropoda, Arachnida, Sarcoptiformes, Oppiidae. The record is from the annotation of a GenBank genome assembly.
AUGUUCAAAGUGAUCAGUAUACUGGCGAUGAUUGUACUGCUGUUUGCCAUUUGUUGGCUUCCAAUCCAUGUCAAUUUAUACUCAGUCCUGAAUAAAUACUUUUCUCAACUGAAAUGCCGGCGCUCUGACUAUCUCCAGGACGAGAGUGAAUCGCAUACAAGGAGUCAAUUCGUAACCCUUUACUCAACCAAAUACAAGAAGAGGACGACAACCACUACCACCAAAAGUGACAAGAAUUUUGAUGAUAAAACUGAUGUCUAAAAAGCAAAUUUCGUAAACAGAAUACUAAUUAUUCGCAGAAUAUAUGCUAAUUUAGUCAUCAAAUGUGUACAAAUCAAAUUUGAUCAAGCGAUUUAAAAAUAUUCAGCUCAUACUGUUACAGUACGGUAUUAUACAUUGUAUGUGUACUAUAAAUAUAAUUAACAAAUUUAAAUAACUUAUAAAAUUGCGACAGGUUCUGUGUUUUAUUGAAGUUAUAUCUAUUUUUUGAAUCCCA